This is a messenger RNA of Penicillium coprophilum, 546 nucleotides long. RefSeq names its product mediator of RNA polymerase II transcription subunit 11. The transcript has 2 exons. The coding region runs from base 1 to 546 and encodes 181 amino acids. Gene Ontology annotation, molecular function: transcription coregulator activity. The record is from RefSeq and is a predicted model, not a curated record. Lineage: Eukaryota; Fungi; Ascomycota; Eurotiomycetes; Eurotiales; Aspergillaceae. Gene Ontology annotation, biological process: regulation of transcription by RNA polymerase II. Gene Ontology annotation, cellular component: mediator complex.
AUGGGUGAAAACGUGCUCUCACAGGAGCCACCUACCUUUACUUCAGCUGAUCGCAUUCGACAGCUGAAUGACCUGGACAAAAAUGUCACCAAGCUUCUUCAAUCUGCAGGUCUCGCGAUUCAAGCUUUGACCAACGCCAAACCGGACUCCUCUUCAGUUCCACCAGAUGGGUCACUUGACUCGCACAAAACACGUUUCAAAGAAGCAAGUGCGAAAUACUUCGCGCUUUUAUCCUCAGCUGAUGUUACUCUGCGCCGCCAAAUAUAUUCUCUAGAGGAAUCCUCUCUCGUCGGACCCGAGAAAGGCUCGCGCGCAGGGGACACAAAAACUGGAGUCAGGAACGAAGGAGUCGCAGGAGCUAAGUCGCGAGCUCCAAAUUCACUGGAUAUCAGUCGGCUCAACACCCGGAAGGAUACAGUUGGGAAAGACAAGGAAGCUGAAUUGUGGGCGGCUGCCCGGAAAUUCGUUGAACAGACGCAGAAGCUUUCCGAGACCAGCAAGGGUUCUAGGCCAGCAAAUGAACCUGAGGACAUGCAGGUGGAUUGA